GCCAACGUUAACAGAAAUGCAAUAUUUUCCGGUAAAGUAGUUUUGGCAGUUUUUCGAUACGUCGUGCAUGGAAAAAGUAUGGGAAAAAUGUAAUAUUGCGUUGCCUCCAACGCGAAUCGAUCACAUUAAUUUAUGGCUCGCGUCGGUGCCCCGAGUGCGAUAAACUCUCACGAGUCGUGUCCUUAAUCGCUGUGCACAUUAGAUAUAGUACCAUCAUCGCGAUAGGGCGCUCGGAACCGUAUUAAAACAUCGAUCGGUGAAGUGAAAGUGAUAAAAACCGACGAAAAUCAAGUGUUUUUUCACCAUGUAGUUGACAAAUCUUUCUCAACAGGCCUUUAAACUUGUAUCGCAUAUCAAUUCUCGCGUUAUUCACGUACAAGGUUAAAGCGCUCUGAUUCAUAGUUAUUGCUUCUGACCAGGGCAUUAAUAAAUGAAAAUGAGUGGGGAUAUGUUUGAGGGAAAGGAUUACCCUACCCAAUGGGCCCUAAAUCCUUCUGCUUAUCAGAAUAUGAGUAACGAUCAAGUUGACUGGGCAGCAUUAGCUCAGCAAUGGAUCAAAAUGAAAGAGACUGUAGUACCACCGGCACCGCCGCCACCUAAUAUUAAUCCUGUGUGUUCUGGGAACGAUGGUAGUGGAGAAGCUCCCAUGGACAUGGACACAAAAGACGAUGAUAUACCACCAGCACCUCCUGCACCUACAAUUAGUGGAUCAGCCGAAGCAUGGAACCAAUGGAAUCAAUGGGGUCAUUGGAACAGCUCAGGUUCUGGGUCAGGUACUUGGGAGUGGACUGGUGUACCUCCACCUGGUGUUUCUAUAGGUUCUGAUGGGAAACCUAUGGGAAUUCCUACAGUACCAGUAAUUCCACCUGCUCCGACUAUAUCGACUACCGCAGAAUUUAGUGUUCCACCUCCAGCAGCACCGUCAUUAUAUUCUUAUAACUCAGUACCUCCGACACAACCUUACAGUCAGGUCAGUAGUUUUUGGUCUGGGGAACCUCCGGCUACAAUACCCCCCCAACCGCCUCCUUUCAUGAAAGGGGUGAGACACGCGAAUAGAGCGCCGCAUAUGAGGCCCAUAGAUAAUGUACGGUGUCGGGAAGACAGGGAAAAAACACCAGAAGAAGACACUACCACCACAAUAGACGCGGCAAAACGUAGGCAAUUACCAGCGUGGAUUAGGGAGGGUUUAGAAAAGAUGGAAAAAGAGAAACAGAAAGCUGUGGAAAGGGAGAGACAGGAAAUUCUGAGGAAACAAGAGUUGGAAGCUCGAAAACAAGCGGAAGAGGAAGCGCGGGCAGUUCUGAACCCUUCUAAAAGCAAAUUUGAUUCUGAUUCCGAGAAGGAAACAGAACAAGAACCUGACGAAGGGGUACGAAAUCAGCAAGUAGCUGAGAAAAAUUUCGAACGUAGCCAAGACAUUCUUCUCCGACCGCGGAAAUCGCGAUUUCGAGACGCAGAUUCACCUGACGCUCAUACUCAUACCGAUAGAAGUCCGACCACUCCUUCCAACACGACUCUAAGUAUACCCAAGCGAACUAGAGAAGAAAUUCUGCAAGAUGCGAUGUUGAAGGUACGGAGAUCGCUAACGGAAAUUCUUCUGGAGGUAACCAACGAAGAAAUCGGUUCUAUAUGCAGAGAGGUUUGGAGCCGCGCACGUGCCAAAGUCCCUGCAGGAGAGACCCCCGUCGCAUCCUUCAACAACAUGGCCCCUCUUGCUCAGAUCACUCGUAAGCUUGGUCUGGGCAUCUAUGGUGACAGCAACAGCGAGUCUGAGGAGGAGCAGAGCGAACACGUCCAGGCUCAAAACAACGACAGCGACGAGGAGCUGAUUGAAACUUUGAGACGGCGGCAACAAGCGUUCAAAAAGACGGAGGAGGAAAUCGAGGCGCGUCUUGCGGAGGAGGAUGAGAGGGAUGAGCAACGUUACGAGGAGCAUUAUAAUAAGCAACAGGAAAAUCAUACUGGUAAUACAAGCUGCAAGGAUACAGUUGAUGAAAAAGAAACGGUAAAUAAUCAAAGAGAAGCGUCUGAAACUUUAUCGAGCGGCGGACAAAGUCCACAGCAACAGAUCGUGCCGCCUGAUACGGCAAAGACCGAUACUCCGUCGGGGUCAGCCGAUUCCGAAUCUAGCAGUUCCGAGUCGACGAGCUCUGACUCGAGUCGUAACUCGUUGAAGAAGAAAAGAUCGAGCAAAGUUCGUGACCGUGAUUAUCGAAAGAGGAAGUCGAAGAGUAGGAGUAAAUCUAGAGGCAGGAAGUCCCGGUCCCGUUCCUCCGAGCGUGGUCGCAGGCGGAAGUCCAGGUCCAGAUCGAUAAAGUCUUCACGUAAAGAGUAUCGUUCAAGGUCUUCGAGCAAUUAUAGGUCCGGGAAGAAGCACAGAUCGCGAUCAAGAAACCGAAAACGUCGCAGAUCCCGUUCGAGGAGCUGCCGUAGAUCUAGAUCCGUCUCGACCGCGAGGAAAUGGUCGCGAUCGCGUUCCAGGGGAAAGAGGAAGUCCCGUUCUCAUUCGAGAGGCAGAAGACGUAGCCGGUCCUAUUCUGUCAGACGCAGUAAAUCACGCGCCAGGGACAAACGAAGGACACGUUCACGAUCCAGGGGCAGAGACAGAACCCGAUCCCGCUCCAAGGACCGCAAGCGUUCCGAAUCUUACGUUUCCAGGAGCAAGAGGAGGAGCAGAUCUAGAUCUAGGGAUCAUAGAAAGUCACGAUCGAGAUCAAGGCAGCCGAAUCAUCGGGAUGGUAAGAAAUCGUCGUCGCAUCGGUACAGGAAUUGAACCUGACCAACUUCUAGCCAAGGUUGUAUAUACAUAUUCAUAUUAAUAACUUUUUCGAAAUAUUCGUACAGACAGAAAAAGUGAGAGAGAGAAGUAACGAGAAAUACUUUUUGUUCUCCAUAGAUAUAUGUAUAUAUAUAUGUAUAUAUAUGUAUACGUAAUCGUACAUGUAUAUAUAUGUAUACAUAGACGUCGGAAGCAAAGGUUUUCAUUGUGAUUGUCCAUUGAAAUUUUUCCAUGUGCGCGUGCGCGCACGUUAACGAUGUCGGAUCGAUUAGGUUACUUCUGUCCGAUUCAUUAGGCUCGUUAACUUGUAAUAAUAAUGUCCAGCCAGUUUUGUAAUUAUAUCAUGAGAACAUCAGAUUUUUACCUCUGUAGUGCUAACUCGUGUAAACCUAACCUCUAUUCCUUUUUUUCUUUCUUUCUUAAGAACAAUCAGGAACACGUAUUUACGCGCAUCGCCGAACUCUCUGUUGGCUACUUAUUCUGAUUGAUCUUCUUCUCCGACGCCAUUAUUUUGUAACGAUGUAUUCGUUUUAUACGAAAGGUUAUUUUCCUACAUUUCGCGGUAUAGUGACUCGGGUCGGACACCAAUCUACUUGUGGCGAACAAAUACUGACUAUCAUUAAGUCGUUAACCGUUCGUAAACUUGAUCGUUGUUGCAUCGCGCAUCUUUUUUCGUACAAGUAAGAUCAUAGGUACACGGACGUACUCUUUACUACGCAUUAAAAGUCGCUGCCGGGUAAUUAUGCGGGAGCCAGAUUUAAACAAUCUCACGAAGGUCGCUGGAAGUCAGUGUCGCUUCUACUUUAGCUAUACUUGAAUAGUUAUUGAUUUAGCUCGAGACAGGCUUGUAAGUUUCAUACCUUGUACCCUAUUUAUAAGUUUUCUUACCAUUAAAAAUUAGGCGAGGUACCAACGGGAUUCGACAUAACAUUCUCACGAUGUUCGACGAAUGAUUCCUUUAAAGAAAUUUUUUAAUUUUUAGUGUUUGUAGAACUAUCGUGGUGGUCGAAUUCCGUAGACAUAUCAAUUAUCGAUUAAUCGAUAUACCGCGCGUGAGGAAAGGUGCACGAUGUAACAAUCAAAGUGCUAAUUAGACGAAACUGAUUAGGUACAAAUGAGUUUUAUAUUAGAGAUUCGAGGAUGCCCGACUCGAAUGCAUAGGAAUCGCAACAAUUUGUUUUAUUAUUUAAAAUUAUUUUUUGUCAGUCCCUCACGUUAUGAUUCUCGCCAUAUCAAAUGAAUAGAAACGAUACUGUUACAACCAAGAUGCAUAAAAUCGCGACACCAUCCGUUGCACAUACACACAGAGAUUUAUUGGUUCCGGUUACACGAUUGAAGUACGCUCGCAUACGUAAAACCGAUAAUUUCAAUGUGUUGUAAGUACGGACCUUACAUACAUACUGCUAUGAUAAGUGUAAUGAGUCAUUUUUAAUUGAAAUAAAUAAAAGGAAUGAAAAACGAAGCAUAUUUAAACAUAAUAGAGCGAAACAUAUCUACCUUGUAUGAUCGUAUUUCGCGAAGGUAAGCUUUUGAUUUGUUCGAAAGUUGCACGUGACGAAUACAACAGGAUUUUCAUGUUUUUUUCCAAGUCGUAUUAUU
This is a messenger RNA of Colletes gigas, 4378 nucleotides long. RefSeq names its product arginine/serine-rich protein PNISR-like. NCBI's taxonomy places the organism in Eukaryota, Metazoa, Arthropoda, Insecta, Hymenoptera, Colletidae. The transcript has 11 exons. Gene Ontology annotation, molecular function: RNA binding. Gene Ontology annotation, cellular component: presynaptic active zone; nuclear speck. The coding region runs from base 431 to 2773 and encodes 780 amino acids. The record is from RefSeq and is a predicted model, not a curated record.